AUGGGCAUCCAGGAAGGCAACCAGCACAUGCUCCAACCUAGCCACUCUGAGGCCAAGAUGCUUGUGCAGCUGACUCUCCGGCUGGGCCUGCUGCUCCUCUCCUCCAGGGUCACCAUCUUACAGCUGAUGAACAAUGUGGCUGGCUCAGUGGACGCCCAGGGCACCUGCCGCUGUGUGGUCUAUCUGCCUCACAGCCUCUUCCCUCUGCAAAAAUUGGAACAACUGCAGAGUGCUGACCAAGAGCUGCUGGAGACGUAUGAGAGGAAACUCUCCAAGGUCAGCAGCUACUCCCAAGUCCUCCAGCAGCAAGAACGUGAGAUUCUCGACUGGAGUCAUAGAGUGGAGGCCCUGAUGAGGAUUGCGGCGUCCUCCCCAGGACUGGAUUUUCAAAGCCUCCAGCUGCAGGUACAGGAGGUAGAGAAACUGGUGGAGAAGCUGGUGGAAAAACUGGAAGGCAGAAGCAGUGGCGAUGGUGCAGCCCUAGUCCACCUGGAGGCAGAGGUGAAGAACGUGAGCUCCCUGGUCCAACACCUGGCCAGCUCCCACCAGAUUAACAUCCGAUUGGCCACCCAGGUCCUGGAGGCUCUGGAGAAUCAGCUGCAUGAGUGCAAACAGGAGCAGACCUGGCCAGUCUCUUCCCAUCUGGCACCUAUGCAGUUGGUUGACUCACCUUGGGCCUUCCUCUCUCCCUGUCACUUCUCUCCUGCCCCAGGCUCCUGUGCCCACGGUGGGAUCUUGGCGGUCAGCCGGCCCUUAGUGGUGCAGCUCAACUGGCGGGGCUUCGCUUACAAGGCAGGGGCCUGGGGCCGGGACUUCACCCCGGACCUUGGCCGGAACGGCUACUGGGUUGCUCCGCUGCGCAAGGAUGGACGCUACUUCGACUACUACCGGCUCUACAAGUCAUAUGAUGACCUGGUGCUGUCCAAAGACUACGAAGAGUGGAAGAUGGGCUAUAGGGAUGGCAGCGGGAUCACCGUGUACCAGGGCUUCAUGUACUUCAACUACUACGGGACCGGCGAGAUGGCCAAAGUUGACCUCAACACCAACACCCUGGUCCUACGCAGGGAGCUGCCGGGGGCCACGUUCAACAACCGCUUUUCCUAUGCCGGGGCCCCCUGGCAGGACCUGGACUUUGCCGGAGAUGAGAAGGGGCUGUGGGUGAUCUAUUCCACGGAGGAGAACAGAGGCAACAUGGUCAUCAGUAAGCUCAAUGCCACCACACUGGAGGUGGAGCAGACCUGGAAGACCACACAGUACAAGCCAUCCAUAUCCAACACCUUUUUGGUCUGCGGAGUGCUGUAUGCAGUGCGUUCCCUCAGCACCUGGCAGGAGGAGAUCUUCUACACCUUCGACACCAACACGGGCCAGGAGGGCCGGAUCAGCAUCAUCCUGGACGAGAUGCUCAAGACUCUGCAGAGCAUCACCUACGACCCUUUGGACCACAAGCUGUACGUGUACAAUGAUGGAUAUCUGGUCAUCUACGAUAGCUUCUGGCCUCUGGACACCAGACCCGGGGCCGCCUCCCAUCCCGUGCCGAGGCUGGUCAAGCAUCUAGGGGGAUGGGUGAAGGGGCAGACCCGCUGA
Messenger RNA from Ornithorhynchus anatinus (platypus), 1584 nucleotides. RefSeq names its product olfactomedin-4-like. The record is from RefSeq and is a predicted model, not a curated record. Gene Ontology annotation, biological process: signal transduction. NCBI's taxonomy places the organism in Eukaryota, Metazoa, Chordata, Mammalia, Monotremata, Ornithorhynchidae. The coding region runs from base 1 to 1584 and encodes 527 amino acids. The transcript is spliced from 6 exons.